This is a messenger RNA of Mollisia scopiformis, 1272 nucleotides long. RefSeq lists its product as uncharacterized. The transcript is spliced from 4 exons. NCBI's taxonomy places the organism in Eukaryota, Fungi, Ascomycota, Leotiomycetes, Helotiales, Mollisiaceae. The record is from RefSeq and is a predicted model, not a curated record. The coding region runs from base 1 to 1272 and encodes 423 amino acids.
AUGAUCGUAAGGAGAUGGAGCUCUCCGUCUCGGAUCUUGGUUAUUGCUGGGUGUCUUUGCCUGCUUUAUUGUGUCCUGUUUGUUAGUUGGUCGAGGGAGGCUUGGAAGGAGGUUGGGGUUGAUCACGUGGCUCAAGAAGAUCAGGAAAAGGAUGAGGCCAGAUGGAGGAGGGAUGUGGGGAAUCAGACGUUGGGUUUUCAAAAACUCUUCGUCAUAAACAUGCCCUCUCGAACAGACAGACGAGACGCAACAACGCUUGCGUUCGCCACCAGUAACAUUGCAAUAUAUUUCAUCGAAGGUGUAAAAGGAGACAGUAUCCCAGAAGAAGCUUUGCCUCCAGGAGACAGUGCUGAGAGUAUCAAGCUGUCGAAAGGGAUAAAAGGGAGUUGGAGAAGCCAUAUGAAUGCUUUGCAGCAAAUCGUUUAUCAAAAUCUUACCACGGCCAUGAUAUUUGAAGACGACGUAGACUGGGACAUCCGCCUCAGAGCCCAACUAAACACCUUCGCCAUCGCAUCCCGCUUCCUCUCCAACCCAAGUUUCUCAAACGACCUCCCCCGCUACUCCAUCCAAACAUACCCAAACCCCGAAACCGAAGAAUCAAUCCACAACGACUCAUCCCCCUACCCCAUUUCACCUACCCUCUACUCGCUCCCCAUCUCGUCGCUGCCCCUAUCCUCACUCCCUCCAUCCUCCUCCUCAUCAACGCCAUACGGCGACCCCUCAACCUGGGACGUCCUCUGGCUCGGACAUUGCGGCGUCGGCUUCCCCCGCCCUUCAUCCACAGAUACCUCACCAAGCACAGCAAACAUCCUUCUCACACACUCUCCUGACCCAACAGUCCCCUCCCCAAACCACCUGCGCGCCCACCCCUUCGGCCCCUUAGACGCGCUCUCCGCGUCCCACGACCCACACACGCGAGUUUAUCACCGCGGCAGCGGCGGCGCGCUCUGCACCGUAGCCUACGCCGUCUCGCAACGCGGCGCAAGGCGUCUCCUCGCCGAAUUCGGCGUCAAGCGCUGGGGUCGAAUAUGGGAUGUCGAGCUCGGAUCGUGGUGUGCUUCUCAAGGGCUGUGUAUCACUGUUCAGCCGCCGAUAUUCGCGCAUCACCACCCGGCGGGAGGAGAGAGUAAUAUUGGAGGGUUGGGAGGCGGGUAUGCGAGGGCGGUGGAGACGAAAUAUGUGCGGUGGAGUGUGAGGAUGAAUCUUGAGAGGUUGGUUUGGGGGAAAGGGGAGGGGGAGUUGGUUGAUCAGUGGCCUGAUGAGGCGGAGUGA